CUAUGCUAUGGUUUUAAUCAUCAACCUCCAACAAUCAUAUCAUCUUCGUCCCCGAUCGAACACUGUCAAGAGUCAUCCGACACUCCCAAACUGAUAUCCAGCCAUCUUCCACUUACACAUACUCCUGCUCAUUCCACUGACUUCGUCGCAUCGAGACAUUCCAUUAUGGCAGAUCAGCGCAACAUUGUCAUCUUAGGAUCGUCCUUUGCAGGCGUCCAGUCUGCUCAGUACUUCAUGAAGUACAUUAUGCCCACCCUCAACGCCAGACCAGGAGCCAAACACCAUCUCUACAUCAUCAGUCCGUCGCCAGAUUUCUACUACGUACCAGCAGCACCUCGAACCGCCGUCUCGGUUUCCCGCCUUCCCUUCGACAAAGUAUUCGUCCCCCUGUCCGCAAUCUUCGAAUCGUUCCCAAAGAGUGACUUCACCUUCAUCCAAGCAUCUGCCUCUGGCCUAGACACCAGCCAACGAACAGUCCUCUACCGUCGAAGUGACAAGGCCACUGAAGAAAAGCUACCCUAUCACGCUCUAAUCAUCGCCACCGGCUCGCAAACAAACCACGCUGCCUUCUCCAAAGGCGACUCAGAAGGCAUCAGGAAAGCAAUCCACGACAUGAACGCAAAAGUCUCAUCCGCAAAAGACAUUGUCGUAGUUGGCGGCGGAGCCACAGGCGUCGAAACUGCUGCAGAGAUAGGCGAACAGCUCAACGGCAAACCAGGCUGGUUCUCCACCCCUUCCCGAAAAGUCGCCAUCAAACUCAUCACAAACGCCAACCAACUCAUCCCGCAGCUGCGCCCGUCCGUCGGCAAGUCCGCAGAAGCAGCGCUCAAAUCCCUCGGGGUAGAUGUCGUGUACAAGACCAAAGUCACAAACUCUUCGCAAGGCAAAAACGGCCGCACAAUCCUCACGCUCGGCAACGGCGAAACGCUCGAAACAGACCUCUAUCUCCCGCUUCACGGCGUCAUCCCCAGCUCCUCGUACCUCCCCAAACCCCUGCUCAACGAGUCUGGAUACGUGGACACGAACCCCGCGACUCUCCGCGUCGACGCCGCUGGACCCCGCGUCUACGCGCUCGGCGACAUCUCGUCCGUCUCGCGCAACAAGAUUGCAGAUCUCAACGACAUGCUGCCCGUUGUCCUUACGAACCUCAAGCGCGACCUCUACGCUUUCAACCCUGCCAAUCCCUCCGCAAAGGCCCCCGGGAAAGACCGCGAGUUCAAGCGCAUGGAGAAGGAGAUGUUGGGCGUGACGUUGGGGUCUGGCGGCGGCGUCGCGGUCGUUGCUGGGUGGCGCGUCCCGAGCUUUUUUGUGUGGUUGUUGAAAAGUCGGGAUAUGCUGACGGGCAUGUUUGUGCCAGCCAUCAAGAGCGGCAAGUAUGUCAAGGAGGCGCCGUGGAAAGGGGAGGAGAUUGUGGCGUGAGGUGAGGUGGUUUUUGGCUGGAGCUGUCCCGUUCGAUUUUUUGAUAUCCCCCCU
Messenger RNA from Periconia digitata, 1473 nucleotides. Lineage: Eukaryota; Fungi; Ascomycota; Dothideomycetes; Pleosporales; Periconiaceae. The record is from the annotation of a GenBank genome assembly.